Molecule: messenger RNA, 768 nt
Organism: Haplochromis burtoni (Burton's mouthbrooder)
Lineage: Eukaryota; Metazoa; Chordata; Actinopteri; Cichliformes; Cichlidae
Product: CD209 antigen-like protein E
Exons: 6
Coding region: 123-743 (206 amino acids)
Source: RefSeq, a predicted model, not a curated record
CAAGGUUAUUUGAUGUUCUGACUCUGCAAACUGAAUCAGUAAAGAUACAGGAGAAAUAACACCAGGCUGUUGUAUUUUUGUGAUUCAGAGAUAGUGACUAAGUCUGAAGUCAGGAUCUCAGCAUGACGAGCCGUCCACAGAGCUACAUAGAAGGUGAAGAUCCUGACUCUCAACAUGCAAAAUCAAAAAGAGGGUCAAAGGUCACAACAGAGAAAGUUGCCCUGCUGGUUCUCGGUUCCCUCCUGGUAGUUGCUUUCGUGGUGGUUUAUCGUCUCUCUUUUGAACACAUUAGAACAAAGGAAAUGCUCAAAAAUCUGGAAGGUCUCAAAAAGGAGUGUGAACGUGUCAUCAAAAAUCAAAAUCUCACAGAAUCAAAGCCAUGUUCCCAGCCUGAAGUAAAAAUAAAUGAGCCAUGUUCUAAAUGUGGAGAAGGCUGGGAGCACCAUGGAGGAAAGUGCUAUUAUUUCUCCGUCAGUAAAUCAUCCUGGACUGUGAGCAGAGGUGAAUGUAGAUCUAAAGGAGGAGACCUGGUUAAGAUAGACAGCAGGGAGGAGCAGAAAUUCCUGGAUCAAAGACUGAAAGACAUAAUGAAUUAUCCUCAGGAUAAGUUCUGGUUUGGACUGACUGACUCAGCAGAAGAGGGUAGAUGGUUGUGGGUGGAUGGCUCGCUACUGGACAAAAGGUUUGAUUAUUGGGAAUAUUUUUGUUCAUUUACAGCAUCAAACUUAUCAGUUUUCACUUGAACACCUCUUUCUGUUCUUUUUUUAG